This is a messenger RNA of Neoarius graeffei (lesser salmon catfish), 1308 nucleotides long. RefSeq names its product potassium channel tetramerization domain containing 16b (gene kctd16b). Gene Ontology annotation, cellular component: postsynaptic membrane; presynaptic membrane. The transcript has 2 exons. Gene Ontology annotation, molecular function: protein binding. Gene Ontology annotation, biological process: regulation of G protein-coupled receptor signaling pathway; protein homooligomerization. Bases 1 to 1308 code for a protein of 435 amino acids. The record is from RefSeq and is a predicted model, not a curated record. NCBI's taxonomy places the organism in Eukaryota, Metazoa, Chordata, Actinopteri, Siluriformes, Ariidae.
AUGACUGAAACUAUGUCUCUGAGCGGGAACUGUCGGACUCAGCCCGCGACCAAAGAACCCUCGUGCGCCCUGAACUGCUUUCCAGAUGUUCUCGAGCUCAACGUGGGGGGUCAGGUGUACUACACGCGCCACGCCACGCUCGUGAGCCAGCCCGGUUCCCUGCUGGGCAAAAUCUUCUCGCCAAAAAGCAGCGCGGUGCCCGACCUCGCGCGAGACCCCAAAGGUCGGUAUUUCAUCGACCGCGACGGCUUCCUGUUCCGCUACGUGCUGGACUUCCUGCGGGACAGACAGGUGGUGCUGCCUGAGCAUUUCCCCGAGAAAGCGCGCCUGAGGAAGGAGGCGGAGUAUUUCCAGCUGCCGGACCUGGUGAAGCUGCUGACGCCCGAGGAGGUGAAGCCCAGUCCGGACGAGUGCGCGCACAGCGACUACGAGGAUGGCUCGCUGGGAAGCGACCAGCGCGCGUGCCCGCCGCCGUCCCUCGUGCCCGCCGACCGUAAGAGCGGCUUCCUCACGGUGGGCUACCGCGGCUCGUGCACGGCGGGCCGCGAGGGACAAGCAGACGCCAAGUUCAGGCGCGUGCCCCGGAUCAUGGUGUGCGGCCGCGUCGCUCUGGCCAAGGAGGUGUUCGGGGAGACGCUGAACGAGAGCCGCGACCCGGACCGGACUCCCGACAGGUACACAUCGCGCUUCUACCUCAAGUUCAAGCAGCUGGAGCGCGCCUUCGACCUGCUGUCCGAGUGCGGCUUCCACAUGGUGGCGUGUAACUCCUCCCUCACCGCCUCCGUCAUCAGCCAGCACACCGACGACAAGAUGUGGUCCAGCUACACCGAAUACGUCUUUUACCGCGGAUCAUCACGCUGGUCCUCGCCGCCUUGUGACUGCUGCUGCAAGGGCCACAAAGGUGAAGGUGAGGGCGAGAGUGGCACGUCCUUCAAUGAGCUCUCCACCUCCAGCUCCGAGAGCCAAUCAGAAGCCAGUUCCCCCCAGGGUACGGUCAUUUAUGGGCCUGUCAGCCGACAAGCACACGUCCAAACCCUCGAUCGGCCGCCCAAGAAAGAAAGGCCAGGAGGUCAGCUACUGCAGCAGCAGCAAUCUGAGCAGCGGCGUAAGAGCGAUCUCCUCCGCACUCUUACUGCAAGCUCACGGGACACGAGUGGCACCAAGAAACGGCCAGCCAAGGAGAAGAUGAGUGUGGAAGAGGAGCUGGAGAAGUGCAUCCAGGACUUCCGCAAGAUCAAGAUCCCGGAGCAUUUCCCGGAGCGCAAAUACAUGUGGCAGGCCGAUCUUCUCCGCAAGUACCGCCUGUGA